AGAAUGGACUUCCUGUUUGCUGCUGGCCGCCGCCAGACGUUCCUUUGGGAUCGUCAGCUUCCACUGCCUGUCAGAGCCGCCUUCACAACGGAACGGCGGCUCGAAAAAACUCCGUUCCCAUGAGGAAACGGAGAUAGAGCCGGCAGGGGUGGGUAGAACUCUCUGCAGAGUCCCAAAAGUUUUUCUUUUACUUUUGGGAUGGAGCGGAUGAGAUGCCCCAUAUCCCCAGCCGCUGCUCCGGGCUUUGGGAGACCUCUGCUAAUGCAGAGCCAGGCGUCAAAAGCAAGCCUGCGAAUUUGACAGAUUACUCAAAGAAAAUGUGAGCUGGACCUGUAAUACUGAAGCGCAAGUAUUUUACUUAUCUUUUAAAAAUUACUUAAGAGAAUAGAGGAAGAGAAAGAGGAAAAAAGUUUCUUUUUAAAAUGGCGUCUGCCGCGGCUGGAGAAGAGUUUGAGAGGGAAAGUUCUUCCGUUUUUUAUUAUUACAAUGUAGCGGAAUAAAUACCACUGGCUACAUUUGUAGACAAAACUCCGCUCCUGUUUUUGUUUUUCUCUUUUUCCCCUGGAGGCAUUGUUGCUGGCUGGAAGUCUUUUGUCUUGUUUUUUUUUUUUUUUUCUUCUAACAAAGCCUGCUUAGGCGGAAACAUGGCACUGAGGCUUGUGAAGUCAGACAAACAAAUAGGUGGGGGGGAUUCCCCCACUAAGAAUUUAAAGGAACAAGUUUUAACUCUUCAGUCCCAGAAACCUGAUUUUAAUAUAAUAGAAUUUCUCUUAGAGGAGAUUGAAAGAAGGGAUGAGAUUGUGAAUCAGCAACUUGAAAAAUUUAAGCAGGAAACUAAGGAAUUGGUGAAAUCCAAGUUUGACUUUUUGCAGCAAAAAAUUUUAAAAGUGUCAGAAUUCAUGAUUCGGUUGGAUACAAAUACUAAUUUACUAGAGUCAAAAAUGGAUGAAAUUCAAGAUAAAUUGGACAAUAGAAUUCAAAAAAUUGAAAAUGAUUUGUUAAAUAUUCAGGAUUAUAGUUCAGAAGAAAAAUUUAAAAUGGAUGCUGACCAAAAGUCUGGUAAUGUAGAAAAUCUGCAACAGAGGAUUGAAAAAGAGGUUCUAAAGAUACAAUAUAAUUUCACAGAAUAUGCAAUAAGACUUAGAGGUUUGCAGGAAAAUAACAGAGAUGACUUAAGGAAAAUAUCUUCUGAAUUUCUAGCUGGGAUUUUAAAGAUUCAACCUGAGGAAGUGUUUUGUAGGAUUGACAGAGCUUAUCGAAUAAACUCCUGGACUGCCAAGCAAAGGCAAUUGCCUAGAGAUGUGGUAAUCUAUUUUUCAGAUAAAGAAAUUAGGAAUAAAAUUGUGCAAAAUUCCUUCAAUUCUAAUUUGCAAUUGUAUGGAAGAAAGAUUUGGAUUUACAAGGAACUCCCACCUAAGAUAUUAAUGGAAAGGAAGAAAUUUGGCUUUCUGGUGUCUGAGUUAAAAAGGAGAAAUAUUCAAUUCCGGUGGGACGUCCCAGUUGGUAUUAUAUUGAGAUAUCAAGGAGAAAGAUACCAGUUAAAUACUGUUGAAAGAGCGGAAGAAUUUUAUCAAAAUAGGUUGAAAAUGAAUUUAACGUCUUCAGAUAUAAUACAGGAUAAGCAGAAGGAGCUGGAACUAAAGACAGAGACUGUACCAGAUAAAUUGCCUUUGGAUUUAUCGGAUACCCCAGCUGGAUUAUCUACAAAUUUGAGAGAAGUGCCAUCUGAUUUUAAUGUGAUGACUUAUCAAGGCAAGGACAAGCAUGGAAACCAAUUAGAGGAUAUACAAGGGAUAAAAAAGAAAUGCGAGACACAAAAAAUUAGGAUGGAAGUCAAACCCACAAAAAGAAAACAAAAAAAGAAAUAGGUUGUACAAAAAUAGAAAUUUCUAACCCAAGCAACAGUGAAGCCAGUGAUUUUAAAAUAUGAAUGAUUAUGUGAAAACAUAGAGGAGGCGACAUAUUGGUCAAUAUCAUCCUGAGGAUAGUGGCAGAUCUCUGCAUUGCCGUAAUUUUGGGACAUGGAAAGAGCCUCAAAUUGAUGGUUUUGAAUUAUCUACUUUGAAACUUCUUUUUGUGUUGAUAAAUAUAUUAUAAUUAUCUUGAAUUAUAAGGCAAGAGAAUCACAUUGGGACAUGCAGAAGAUCGGGUUGUUACCCAAUACGAUGAUGGAAAUUAAUAAUCCUGAUGAAACCCACAAUUAUUAUUAUAUGGAAUAUAAUUAUAAUGUCACUCGGGUGGUUGUUUUUACUUUUAUAUAUAUAAGAAGAUGUUUACUACUGAUGGGGGCAGAUAUGAUUGGAGAUCUUGAAUAAACUGUUGCAUCAGCAAGCUAUGUUACCCUAUUAUGGAUGUUGGUUUUAACAAUCCAGUGGAAAGACUUCAAGAAGAUAUUAUAUGGACUAUAAAUUUAAAGUUAUUGUCUUUUCUUUUUUUAUUUAGAUAUAAUGGAAUAUAUAUAUAUAUAUAUUUUUAAGUAGUGUGGGCAGUGAAUUAAAGAUAUCAAGAAUUGUUGUGUAUGGUAAAUUUGUAAGACAGUGGGUGAAUAAGCUAGCUACAGACUGAUUAGUUUAAGAAAAGGGAUUUUUAAGUGAUACAUUUAGGGGAGUGGAGGAAAUGGAUAGAGUGGAAUAAAUGUUAAAUUAGAUUUUAUGGGGAGCCCGCUUUGAAAUGUUAUUAAAGUAGGACUUAUCGUAUAGUUUUAAAGUGGAAGGUGGUUUUGAAUUGUUGCAAUAAUGUAUAGAUAUAAAACACUAUUAUGCUAAAUUAGAAGUUAUUUUAUAAUAGUUAUAGUAUAAUGUGUUUGUUUUUUUUUGUUUUUUUUCUCUUCUUCUUUUCUGAAAUGUAUGGAUAAAGGGGGAUUUAUAAUACUUUUAGUAAGUAAAGGGGGGGGAAAAAGGGGGAAAAAUUUGUAUUUGAAAACCUUUUCAAUAAAAAAAAAAAAAAAAAGAAUAGCCAGAAUGUUCCAGAAUAAAUCGGAGAAAUGUUGGAAAUGUCAUCAGACCCCAGGAUCCUAUUACCACAUAUGGUGGACAUGUGUAGAAGCAAGGAGAUAUUGGACUAAGAUACACACGUGGUUGGAAAAAAUGAUAAAGAGACAUAUUGACUUUAAACCAGAGAUAUUUUAUUAGGGAUUAUACCGGAGACAUAUAGUAAAGAACUGCAAUAUUUAAUUGUGAAUCUUUUGACAGCAGCUAGAAUUGUAUUUGCUAAAAAUUGGAAAGGAGAAAAGUUACCUAAUGAUGAAGAAAUUAUAAAGAAAAUGAUGGAAUGUGCUGAAAUGAAUAAACUGACAUUUGAAAUAAGAGAGCAGGAAGAUAGACAAUAUUACUUGAUAUGGGAUCUAUUUUACCAAUGGAUAGAGAAUAAGAAUUGGAAAUAAUUAUGAUAUAAAUGGAUGUUGAAACUUUUGGAAAUAAGCUAGCAUGUUUAAUGAUAAAUUGAAGAGAAGAGAAGCACAAAAAUGCCACCGACUGAUGCACUGUCUAAAAUUGUAUGGAAUGGUAAUGCUUUUAUGUUUUGUUUUGUUUGUGUUUUUGAAAAUAAAAACAAAAUUCUAUUAAAAAAAAAGAACUCC
Pantherophis guttatus is the source of this 3577-nucleotide messenger RNA. NCBI's taxonomy places the organism in Eukaryota, Metazoa, Chordata, Lepidosauria, Squamata, Colubridae. The record is from RefSeq and is a predicted model, not a curated record.